AUGGUAGGAAAAUGUGAGUUUUCUUAAUUGAAAAAAAGAGAAAAAUUCAAUUUUUUCAGUGGAUUUUGUGAAAAAUUCGGCGAGAAUCGCGAUUUCGACAAUUUUCGUGCAUUUUUUCUCGAAAUUCCUAUUCUCACCACAAAGAUUGACUGAAUGUUUACACUUAUUUUCCGCUUGGCCACUUUUACAAGUUCCUGGGCAAGCUGCUAAGGAUUUAGCGAAAUUGCAGAAAAUGACGAGAUUUUGGCCACCACAUCAGGAGACUUUUUAUGAAUUUUCGUUGGCUUAUACGAUUUCGCUGAUUUUAUUGUUAAAGUGAGUUGAACUUAUGAUUUUUGGCUUGAAAUAAAAAGUUUAAGUUAGUUUUGGUUAAAACAGACACUUUUCUUGGGACCCAAAAUUUGGGUGAAACAGUCAUCUUUCGUCAAAAAAAACCCCUAGGAAACCCUUAAAACUAUAAUAACAUCUCAGAAUUUGGGUUAGCCUAAGCCUAAAACAUUAUCUUUGUUAAUCCUAAGCCUAAACAAGCACAAAAAACGAAAAAUGAAAAAAAAUUUGAGGACACGUCAAGCCGUCCAACACUGACGCGUUUUUUGUAGACGCCGCGCCAAUUCAAAAAAUAAUUUUUCUCGAUUUUCAGCGCAAUUUCAAUUGAAACCGUCUAUCAAUCAUUAUUCUCAACAUCGCAAAAAUUGGGAAAUUUCACAAAAUUUGUUUUUCAACCAUUCUACGCGUCGAUUAUCGUUUUCAUUUUUCUUCUCCCAAUGCAACGCUUGGCUGAAAUGCACAUUUUGGUGUUAAUUCUAAAUUUUGCGCAUAUUUUGACAACUUCGUAUGCCGUGUAUUUUGUGUGGAAUGCUUGGAGGAAGGAGGAUUUGGGAGAAGAAGUGAAAGAGAAAACGGAGUGA
Messenger RNA from Caenorhabditis angaria, 908 nucleotides. The record is from the annotation of a GenBank genome assembly. Lineage: Eukaryota; Metazoa; Nematoda; Chromadorea; Rhabditida; Rhabditidae.